GAGGGUUCAAUAUCACCAAAAUGGGCAAGCAAUUCAAUAAAAAGUAAUAUUAAUAAUCGGCCAGAUUCAAGCCUAGAAAUUUUCCCUGAUCAGCAACAUAGUUCUAGUUCAGAUGACGAAGGCCACUGUGAGGACACUCCAAGUAAUACAUCCAAAUCCGCUGCAACCAAACCAGCUUACUCCUACAUUGCUUUAAUUGCAAUGGCUAUUUUGAACAGUCCUGAUAAAAAGUUAACUUUAUCUCAAAUAUGCGAUUUUAUCAUCAACCGAUUUCAGUACUAUCGAGAAAAAUUCCCGGCAUGGCAAAAUUCCAUCAGGCAUAAUUUAAGUUUGAAUGAUUGUUUUGUAAAAAUUCCCAGAGAACCAGGAAAUCCUGGAAAAGGAAACUAUUGGGCGCUAGAUCCAAAAGCUGAGGAUAUGUUUGAUAAUGGCUCGUUCUUGAGGCGUCGUAAAAGAUUCAAACGUCAACAACCGGAAACGGAUUUUCGAUCAGUUACUUAUCCUUCAGCAGCAUUUCUUCCUCCGGGAGCUCCCUUCAUCACCUCUCCUUUCUUGGCAACUCCUGGAGUUUCACCACUCCCUCGAUUACCUCCUAUUCGAACUGCUUCUCCAUUGCCAUUAGCUCCUCUUACACCUUCACGUCUACCUGAACCUUUUCCUGGUCAGAUUCAAAUUACCGAUUCCAGAUCACUGAUUGGAGCACCUGGCGUACGUGUUCCGCAGUCAACUUUUCCAUGCAUUACCACCACGGGUUUACCACCAAGCGUUGAUCAUCAAAAAUUGCUUGCAGCAAUCGCUGCAAAAGUGAUUGCAUCAUCGCAGGCUAAUGCUACUAUUACAACUAGUAGCGGCUAA
This is a messenger RNA of Thelazia callipaeda (thelaziosis nematode), 855 nucleotides long. NCBI's taxonomy places the organism in Eukaryota, Metazoa, Nematoda, Chromadorea, Rhabditida, Thelaziidae. The record is from the annotation of a GenBank genome assembly.